AUGGUGAUCUUUCAAGGCCACAAGUUGGACUUCAAGGAAGGACAUAGACAAAUAGCAGUGCCAGCAAAUGUAACAUCUCCACCAGCACAUCCUGUCAGUCCUGUGCCAGGGCCCUCAAAUAGUAGAACUAUACAAGGAGAAAGGUCGCCGGUAUCUGCCAGCCCUUCUACACCUCGUCAUCGCCGUCUCAGACAGCGAAGACUGCGACAAACACCAUUUGACCGAGCCACCAGCGAGUUUGUAGCAAUAGAGGAGAAUCGGUUGCGUUUCGAAAGGGAGAGGGAUGCGCGUCAACACGAGCUUGAAACUGAACGACUCAAAAUAGAAGCACAACGUCUGCAACUUGAUAGAGAGCGCGUUCGGGUCGAAGAAGUCCGCACCCGUGUAGAGGCAGACCUACGUGACUACAUCAAAUAA
Molecule: messenger RNA, 417 nt
Organism: Parnassius apollo (apollo)
Lineage: Eukaryota; Metazoa; Arthropoda; Insecta; Lepidoptera; Papilionidae
Source: the annotation of a GenBank genome assembly